CUCAACUAACGUCAGCACGGUUGUUACAAGUGCAAUGAAGUUUCUACACAGCUGCCUUCUUCUCUCCGUCCAUCUCCACUUUGUCCUGCCUCUUCUUACGUACUACAUGACAGAAUGGUGCUCUAUGAGUGUGCUAGAUAUGAUGGACCGUCCAAUCUCAGCAGGGAGGCUGCGUCUCACGUACGAGAAUGAACGAUACCGGAAGGACAUGGCUUGCACGAUGUCCAUCCGGACACCUGCUGACCAUCACCUGAUGGUCAGGUUUCUUGACAUGGAGAUCGAAGGGUUCAUGUCGGAGGGCUGUGAGUCAGAUUACUUGAUCCUCUAUGAUGGUCCGGAUGACAAGAGUCCUUCUAUGGAUAAUCACAAAUAUGUUGAGCAAUAUACAAUUGCUGUAGUACAUGUAGGAGACAUCACUUUGUCGACUUCUCCACGAUUAAUAGACAGUAACAGCUAAAUAACAGAUUCAUGUCCAUUAUCAGAUAAAAAAAAAAGGUUUGAUCAAUCGCCCACUUUGAUAUGGUUUAGAAUUUAAUUUAAUAACGAAUAUUACCAACAACUGAAAACAAAUGCCAGGUUAAACAAAUUCAGGGUUACGACAUUCAAGGCAUCAGUAAACUGUUCAAAAGGAUAUUUUGGCACGACAUCUGGAUGCCAUAAAUUUGACCCAUCAGUAUGUCGGGAGUAAUACUCUGUUUUGACAUACUCCACCGUACAAUGGACUUUGGAAUUGAUUUGUGUCGCUGUUAUUUAUCUUCCAAUAAAAACAAUGACGCAAUGAGUGUUCAAAAUAUUAUUGUUCGUAGCAACCAUGCUACAUAUCGUUCAAUAUCACGACUGACUGCAGGGCACAAAUGUCCAGUAUCAUUGCACUUACAUAGUCCUAUCAGAUUUCUCCACAUGAUGUUUUAUAACUGUAAAAAGGAAAUUUAUCAGGAUUGGGAAGGGAUAGAAUGACACGUGACAUUAUUCAUCAUAAAGCUAAGACAGAAUAAUCCGACAAAUUUACUUAAAACCACCAUUAUUAUACCUAAUCCUGAUUAACGCAAGAUGUUAUUUCAGCGUUAUGUCUUAUAAGAAAACCAAUGCUAGAGGCCCCUUCAGAACAGGACGUGACAUUUUGCGACAACAUUUAUGGACAAGGUGCUAUGUAAUUACAUGACUGCAAAAUGUGCGG
Molecule: messenger RNA, 1177 nt
Organism: Haliotis rubra (blacklip abalone)
Lineage: Eukaryota; Metazoa; Mollusca; Gastropoda; Lepetellida; Haliotidae
Product: deleted in malignant brain tumors 1 protein-like
Exons: 3
Coding region: 35-457 (140 amino acids)
Source: RefSeq, a predicted model, not a curated record